AUGGGAAACACUUUACCAACAGUUUGGGCUCCGGCGGCUGCAGAUGUAUCAGAGUGUGUCCAAGCUCCUGCCACGACAGACGGGUCUAAUGUCAUUUCUCCCAAAGCCAAAGAAAACAUCCAACGGUGCCAAGAAGAGCUAAAAUCUUACCUUGAAAAUAAAACAGAGAAUCUGUUUCAAAAAACACAAGAAAAUGGAUCAUCAACUCCUACGAACAAGAUCUAUACAAAGUUAUGCAUCACAGCGGGAGGCAGUGGGGAGGUUAAUAGUGAACAUGAAGUUGUUGAAUUAGAAUAUAGAAGGUGUACGAGUGAGGAGGAAAUCCAACUCAAUGACAUUUUGAAAGCUUUACCAAACGAAGACAAGCCUCCACAGAGAGUUCUGACAAAGGGAAUUGCUGGCAUUGGAAAAUCUGUUGCUGUGCAGAAAUUCACUCAUGACUGGGCAGUUGGAGAAGCAAACCAAAGCUUUCAGUUCAUAUUUCGAUUCACUUUCAGAGACCUGAAUUUAAUAAAAGUUAAGCUUUAUAGUCUUGUGGGUUUAAUAGCUGAAUACUUUGACUUGGACUUGGAAACUUCAGACUACAAAAGUUGUAGUAUUUUGUUCAUCUUCGAUGGCCUGGAUGAAAGCAAACUCCCGCUUAACUUUGAGGAAAAUGAGAUAUGCCGCAGCGUUACAAAGACCACAACAGUAGACGCCUUACUGACCAACUUAAUCUCAGGGCAACUGCUUCACAAAGCCUCGGUCUGGAUCACAAGUAGACCGGCUGCAGCCAGUAAGAUUCCUCCCGAGUUCAUCAACAGAGUGACCGAGGUACAAGGCUUUAAUGAUGAGCAGAAGGAGGAGUACUUUCUAAAGAAUAUCAGUGAAAUCAGUAUGGCUCGUAAGAUCUGCGAUCAUCUUCAGUCAAAGCCGUUGAGAACUCUGUACAUCAUGUGCCACAUCCCAAUGUUCUGUUGGAUUACAGCCACGGCUCUUCAGAGUCUCCUCACAGGAACUCACGAUAGUGAGUUACCCAAGACUGUGACUGAAAUGUACACACACUUCCUGAUUAUCCAGACAACGCGGAAGAAUGAGAAGUAUCAUCGGGAAGUUGAAACAGACAAAGAUAGGAAGAAAGAAAGCGAUAAAGACCUGAUCAUGAAAUUUGGAAAGCUGGCAUUUGAGCAGCUACAGAAGGGCAACAUAAUCUUCUAUGAAAACGAUCUGAAGGAGUGCAAAAUUGACCUGAAAGAAGCUGCAGUUUAUUCAGGAGUUUGUACACAGAUCAUAAGGAGAGAAUCAGGUCUUCACAGACAGGAGGUUUACUCUUUUAUACAUUUAAGUGUGCAGGAGUUUCUUGCAGCUCUGUAUGUGUUAGAGACCUUCAUAGAGAGUGGAAAAAAUCUGCUUCCCAGACAGUUAGAGGCUAGAGUCAGAUCACAAAGUGGAGAAAGUCUCUUCCUCCUCCAAAAGACUACAGUGGAUAUGGCCUUAGUCAAUGAUCACGGACAAUGGGACUUGUUUCUGCGCUUCCUGCUUGGUCUGUCACAGGACAAGAAUCAGAGUCUUCUUCAGAAAGUGUCUGGAUUUGGAGUAAGAAGACCAUUGAAUAACCAGGAAACAAUCACCUACAUUCACAGGAAGAUCAAGAAUCUGUCCCACACUGACAAGAGUAUCAAUCUUUUCCAGUGUUUAAAUGAACUUGGUGACCAGUCUCUAGUAGAGCAAGUCCUCAAGUAUCACAACUCAGGAGAUGUUAGUAAAAUUUCACCUGCACAUUGGUCAGCUUUGGCCUUUGAAGUGCUUCUUUCUAACGAAGACCUGGAUACUUUUGAGCUUAAGAAAUAUUACAGAUCAGAUGAAGCUUUGGAAAGGCUGGUGCCAGUGCUGAAUGCAGCAAAGACAGCUCUGCUGAGUGACUGUAACCUCACUGAUAGAUGCUGCGAGUAUCUUUCAUCAGUUCUCAGCUCAAAGUCUUCUGGUCUGGAGGAGUUAGACCUGAGCAAAAAUAAACUGCAGGACUCUGGAGUGAAGCUUCUCUCUGAUGGCCUCAAGAGUCCCAACUGCAAACUCCAGAAACUCAGACUCGGUGGCUGUAAUCUGACAGCAAGAUGCUGUGAAGGUCUGUCUUCAGUUCUCAGCUCCCAGUCCUCUAGUUUGAGAGAGCUGGACCUGAGUAGCAACAACCUGCAGGAUUCAGGGGUGACGCUACUCUCCGUUGGACUGGAGAGUUUAAACUGUACCCUGCAGACUCUUGGACUGUCAGCCUGUAGGGUCACAGAGGAAGGCUGUGCUUCUCUGGCCUCAGCUCUGAGCUCCAACCCCUCCCAUCUGAGAGAGCUGGACCUGAGCUACAAUCAUCCAGGAGACUCAGGAGUGAAGCUUCUGUUUGCUGGACAGAAGAAUUCUAAUUGGAGACUGGAUACUGUCAGACUGGCCAGCUGUAACCUGUCUGAGAGAAGCUGUGCAGCUCUGUCUUCAGUUCUCAGCUCCCAGUCCUCUAGUCUGAGAGAGCUGGACCUGAGUCACAACAACCUGCAGGAUUCAGGAGUGAAGCAGCUUUCUGUUGGCUUGAAGAGUUCAGACUGUACACUGAAGACUCUUGGACUGUCAGGCUGCAUGGUCACAGAGGAAGGCUGUGCUUCUCUGGCCUCAGCUCUGAGCUCCAACCCCUCCCAUCUGAAAGAGCUGGACCUGAGCUUCAAUCAUCCAGGGGACUCAGGAGUGAAGCUACUAUCUGCUGGACUGAAGGAUCCAAACUGGAAACUCGACACUCUCAGACUGGAUCAUGGUGGAGAGCAGAGGCUGAAACCUGGUCUGAGGAAGUAUAUCUGUGAACUCACACUGGACACAAACACAGCACACAAGAACCUCAAACUGUCUGAUAACAACAGGAAGGCGACAGCAGUGAAAGGGAAGCAGUCAUACCCUCAACAUAAAGACAGGUUUGAUUGGUGGCAUCAGCUGAUGUGUACCGAUGGUCUGACUGGUCGCUGUUACUGGGAGGUUGAGUGGAGAGGAGAGGUUCAUAUAUCAGUGACUUACACAGGAAUCAGAAGGAAAGGACGCAGUUUUGACAGCAGAUUUGGAAGGAAUGAUCAGUCCUGGAGUCUGAGCUGCUCUGAUGGUCAUUACUCUGUCUGGCACAAUAAGAAAGAAAAAGACCUCUCCUCCUCCUCCUCCUCCUCUUCCUCCUCCUCCUCCUCCUCCUCCUCCUCUGUCUCUAACAGAGUAGCAGUGUAUGUGGACUGUCCUGCUGGCACUCUGUCCUUCUACAGAGUCUCCUGUGACACACUGAUCCACCUCCACACCUUCAACACCACAUUCAAUGAACCUCUGUAUGCUGGGUUCUGGGUCGGGUCUGAUUCUUCAGUGUCUUUGUGUUCUCUGUAG
Scomber scombrus (Atlantic mackerel) is the source of this 3375-nucleotide messenger RNA. Its product is annotated as NACHT, LRR and PYD domains-containing protein 12-like. NCBI's taxonomy places the organism in Eukaryota, Metazoa, Chordata, Actinopteri, Scombriformes, Scombridae. The record is from RefSeq and is a predicted model, not a curated record. The transcript is spliced from 10 exons. Gene Ontology annotation, molecular function: protein binding. Bases 1 to 3375 code for a protein of 1124 amino acids.